Molecule: messenger RNA, 3754 nt
Organism: Polyodon spathula (Mississippi paddlefish)
Lineage: Eukaryota; Metazoa; Chordata; Actinopteri; Acipenseriformes; Polyodontidae
Product: RING finger protein 145-like
Exons: 11
Coding region: 428-2674 (748 amino acids)
Cellular component (GO): endomembrane system; endoplasmic reticulum
Molecular function (GO): ubiquitin protein ligase activity; zinc ion binding
Source: RefSeq, a predicted model, not a curated record
AUAUUUCCGCUCAGUUUUAGCGGGUUUAUUAGCUUGCUCACAAUAGUGAAUGCGACAUUAAAUAUGUAUUUGAUUUCAAUUUAAUAUACUUUAUUCGUUUCUGGGUGUAAAUGUGAUCUACUAAACCGUGUUUUAUGGCAGUACUGAGUACGUUGUUACUGGCACGGAAGUGUUUUUUUUUUUUUAAUGUAAAAUGGCCAGUGUGAAGUAGCGAGAUGUUUACAAUAAUUGCAAGCAUCAAUGCAUUUUUUUUAAUGACGCUGAGGUUACUGCAGUUCAUCGCCUAGUCUGAGCAUGUUGAGCGCUACCUGCCGCGUGUAUCAUCACCAUCACAGGAAAAUAAUGAAUUCAGUUACAGCAGACCUGGCACUUUGUAUGACGCGUGUAUUGCCAGGGGAGUCUAACACAGGAAUUCUGAACAGGAAACAUGGCCAUGAAGGAUAACCUCAAAGCUGUCUUGAACGUGGGUCUGCGGGUGCCCAGCAUCAUGCUCUUGGAUGUUCUCUACCGAUGGGACGUGAGCUCCUUCUUCCAACAGAUCCAGAAAAGCACCCUCAGCAACAACCCCCUCUUCCAAUACAAAUACCUGGCACUCAACAUGCACUAUGUGGGUUAUAUAUUAAGCAUAGUUCUCCUGACGUUGCCUCGGCAACAGCUGGUCCAGCUCUACCUGUAUGUUCUCACUGCAUUGCUCCUGUUUGCCGGCCAUCAGAUAUCUAGAGAUUAUGUGCGGAACGAACUGGAAUCUGAAUACGAUGGUCCAAUAUACCUAGAGCCUCUUACAAUGAAUCGCUUCACAACUGCACUUAUUGGUCAGCUGGUGGUGUGCACUCUCUGCUCUUGCGUCAUGCGCACCAAACAGAUCUGGCUCUUUUCCGCCCAUCUGCUGCCCCUGGUGGCGCGCCUCUGUCUGGUGCCCCUGGAAACCAUUGUCUUCAUCAACCGCUUUGCCAUGAUCUUCACUGGCCUUGAGGUGCUCUACUUCCUGGCCUCCAACCUGUUGGUCCCUUUCAACCUGGCUAAGACUGCAUACAGAGAGCUGGCGCAAGUGGUGGAGGUGUACGGUCUCCUGGCUCUGGGCAUGUCCCUGUGGAAUCAGCUGGUGGUGCCGGUCCUGUUCAUGGUCUUCUGGCUGGUUCUGUUCGCUCUGCAGAUCUACUCCUACUUCAGCAUCAGGGACCACCCCACCUCCAGAGAGAGGCUACUCUUCUUUUUUCUCACAAGCAUUGCAGAGUGCUGCAGCACCCCCUACUCUCUGCUGGGUUUGGUUUUCACUGUCUCCUUCGUGGCUCUGGGCGUCCUCACCCUCUGCAAGUUUUAUCUGCAGGGAUACCGUGCCUUCAUGAACGACAACACAAUGAACAGGGGGAUGACGGAGGGGAUCACAUUGCUGAUCCUGGCUGUUCAGACAGGGCUGAUUGAGCUGCAGGUGAUUCACCGAGCAUUCCUGCUCAGCAUCAUUCUCUUCAUCGUAGUGGCCUCCAUCCUGCAGUCCAUGCUGGAGAUUGCUGACCCCAUCGUUCUCGCACUCGGAGCCUCUCGAGACAAGAGCCUGUGGAAGCACUUCCGUGCAGUGAGCCUCUGUCUCUUCCUCCUGGUGUUCCCAACCUACAUGGCCUACAUGAUCUGCCAGUUCUUCCACAUGGACUUUUGGCUUCUCAUCAUCAUCUCAAGCAGUAUUCUCACCUCCCUGCAGGUGCUGGGCACGCUCUUAAUCUACGUGCUGUUCAUGGUGGAGGAGUUCCGCAAAGAGCCAGUGGAGAACAUGGACGAUGUCAUCUACUACGUCAACGGCACCUACCGGCUGCUGGAGUUCCUGGUGGCCCUUUGCGUGGUGGUCUACGGUGUCUCAGAGACCAUCUUUGGGGAGUGGACUGUCAUGGGGUCCACCAUCAUCUUCAUCCACUCCUACUACAAUGUGUGGUUGCGAGCUCACCUGGGCUGGCAGAACUUCCUGCUGCGCCGCGACGCCGUCAACAAGAUCAAAUGUCUGCCGAUGGCCACCGAAGAGCAGCUCGAGAAACACAACGAUAUCUGUGCCAUCUGUUACCAGGAUAUGAAGUUGGCGGUAAUCACCCCUUGCAGUCAUUUCUUCCACGCUGGCUGCCUCAAGAAAUGGCUGUAUGUCCAAGAGACCUGCCCCCUUUGUCACAGCCAACUAAAAAGCCAAUCGCAGCAAGCCACGGCAGCUGCACCUCCUCAGGGGGCGGUGCAACCCCCAGCACAGGAAGCCCCCCAGAACCAGGAGAGGGAUGUGCAGGAGAACCCUCCACCGGAAGAGCAGGGAAGCCAGGGGACACCCCUACACGAGGGGUCUGGCUCCAGCAGCAGAGUCUCACCAGGGGAGGGGCAAUCUGGGACUUCAAGCAGCACUGUGCUGCAAUCUCCAGAUGCCCAGGGCCAGCCCAAACUGGAAUGCCAAGGCAACAGUCUAGAGGGACUAACAGCCAACCAAGCCAGUAGACAGGAGGCUUACAGUUCUUCAUCUCCACACUGCUCUGCUGGGUCGAAUGAUUCAGAAAGCAUGAAUACACAUUCCAGUGUAGGGGUUUUAAAGGAGCAUCAGGGAGACUCCGAGGUACCCAGUCAUCACAUUGCUGGAUGUUUACAGGAUUCUCCAGAGAUACCGGAAGAGGAGGUUGAGAGGCUUGCAGAAUCUACUCAGAAGUUGUGAGAAUGCUUUCAAAUGAAAAUGCUUGUUUUAAAAAGUGGGCGUCAGCAGCCAUUAAAGCAGGGGUGUUAAACUAAGUUCCUGGAGGGCCGCAGUGUCUUCUGACUUUUCUGACCAUCAAUAAAAGACGUUGAAAAAUAUAAAAUGUGUUAAAUUCAACAAAUAAUAUUUAAUUGAGAGCUUAAGUUGGAAUGAAAACCAGAAGACCCUGCGGCCCUCGAGGACUGUAGUGUGACACCCCUGCAUUAGAGUAAAGGAAAUUCAACAGGAAAGACAGAAUGUAAACCUUGAUGCCUCCAUGUUUGCUAGAUCUGAACACCAUGACUGUUUAAAAGCAAGGUCGAGGUCAACAUUUGGUAGGUGCAAAUUUAACGUGAACAGCACAGACUGAAGAAUGUGUUUUACUAGAAGCUUUAAGCAUGCUUAGGCUAGCACGCUGCCACUGUCUUGUUUAAGCUGUAUUUUUUUAUAAAAUAUUAUGCCACUGCAUUUGCACUGAUGUAAUAGCAAUUCUCUAAAGUUGUCUUUUUGGUACAUAUGAAGAAAAUACAUAGCCUCUCUCUCUCUUUCUCUCUCUCUCUCUCUAAAUUACACACAAGUAAAUAAAUAAAUGUAACUUUUUGAUAUACAGUAUUGUGCAGUACCGGCUAAAGUGAAGUGGACUGAAGCAUACGUGAACACUUUUGUGACCCCUUGAGGAUAAAAGUGGGAUGAGCUUUUGACCAUGGAUAAGGGCUUGGUGCAGCAAAAAAAAAAAAAGUGUUAUUUCGCAUUAAUUUGCAUUUGUGAGAAUGAAUACAUUGUGUAUGAUUAAACUCGGCAAAUGCCAUUUUUGUAGAAUUUAGAAAGCUUUUGCUCUCUUUCUUAUGAAGGGAAAGGCAGCUUGUGAAGUGUAUACAUGUUUACAUUCAUCAUGAACUAGAUUUGUUUAGACAUUUUUUUAAUGAAGACUUGCUUUUUUUAACUUGACAUUUGUUGAGGCAAUUAAUACUGUCAGUUGUAUUUGUGAUCAUGGAAGAGAGCUGACUUAAAGUCCCAUUUUAUUUUACAAAACUGAAUGUCUAAAUAAAUUAAAAUCAUGAA